AUGACGUACUACAGCGUCCUCCCCGCGGAGUACGAGGAGACGCGCGCGACGCCGCAGCAAUACGCGUGGCCGCUCGCGCACGUCACCACGACGGGUUACGACCACGCGACGUCCGCGCCGCCGCCGGGGACGACACACGACACCACCACGAGCACCGUCGCGGCCGCCGCGAAGCUCGUCGCGGGCGAGUGCCACUCGCUCGUCGCCGCGCUGUGCGACGAGCUCGAGGAGGCGCGAUCGCGCGUGGGCGUGCUCGAGCGCGCGCUCCAUCGCGCGAACCAGCGCGCGGUGCGUUCUAUACACUGGUCCCCAUACGACCGCGUUCGCGUGGUGAACGCCGUUUCUUAA
Micromonas pusilla CCMP1545 is the source of this 348-nucleotide messenger RNA. RefSeq lists its product as uncharacterized. The record is from RefSeq and is a predicted model, not a curated record. The transcript has a single exon. Lineage: Eukaryota; Viridiplantae; Chlorophyta; Mamiellophyceae; Mamiellales; Mamiellaceae. The coding region runs from base 1 to 348 and encodes 115 amino acids.